AUGGUGUGGUUCGCGCCCUACUAUGGGUAUAAACCGCUCAUUCUGUAUCUCGUUUACCAUCUCGUUCUAUUUCCCCUCUUUCGUUCCGAUCUUCGCUUUAUCCCAGGACCAGCCCUUUCCAAAUUCACUGACCUCUACCCUCUCUUACUCGCUCGUACUGGAUCUGCUCACGAGCAUCACCUCCACCUUCACAAGCGUUAUGGGCCUUUCGUUCGUCUGGGGCCCAAUAAUGUUUCUGUUGGCUCUCCCGCUGCCAUCCCCAUCCUCUAUAAUGCACGUACUCGAUACCCCAAGUCAGCGUUUUACCCGGUGAUGGGAAAUGUCGCUCAUGGAAAGGUUGUUCCUAUAAUCUUCUUCAUGCAGGACGAAUCCAUUCACGAGUCGAUGAAGCGGCCCAUUGCCCAGGUGUAUGCCAUGACAAAUUUUAAGACAUACGAGCCGCUGAUAGACAGCACCAAAUCUCUCUGCUUAACCAAAUUGGAGAAAUUCGUAGAGGAAGGGAGACCCCUAGACCUGGGCACCUGGCUGCAUUGGUUUACCACGGACGUCAUUAUGGAGAUUACAUUUGGAAAGAGGCUUGGGUUUUUGGAAAGGGACGAGGAUGUGGAUGGUAUGCUAGAGACAAUAGAGAAGCGGUUUUGGUAUACCGGUCAAAUGCCCUGGCUCGAUAGGCUACUACACAGGAAUCCCCUUGUCGACCUUUUCACACGCUUUGUUUCGAAGCCAAGCGUCUCUCCAGUUCUGGAGUUCUCUCUCAAAAGAAUAGCAGAGCAGAAAAGUCAGCGUCAUGACCACCCCGAAAGAACAGGGCAAGAGCCGGACUUCCUGGUCAUGUAUCAUCUCUUGAAAAAUCCGGACUCUAUGAAGACUUUAAUUGCCGAGUUAGAAAAUUCCAAUCAUCCAUCACCAGUCCCCUGGGAUAUUGCCCAUAAGCUUCCCUACCUUGACGCUUGCAAUAAGGAAGCCUUGAGGAUCACCCCGGCCAUAGGGAUAUCAUUGGAGCGAGUUGCUCCAGCGGAAGGAAUAGAGCUAUGUGGCAAGUAUUUCGGAAGCGGAACAGUUCUCGGAGUCAACGCUUGGAUGGAACGGGCAUUGUUUGCGUUUGCAGGGGGGUCGAGAGUUUGCCUGGGCAAAAACAUCUCGUAUCUGGAGAUGUAUAAGGUCAUUCCUGAAAUGCUACAAAGGUUCAAGUCCAAAGACUCACGAAAGAACUGGUCAUUGAAAAAUGGAUUUUCUACCUACACGAGGGAUGUUGAAGUCUCUAUUCAAAGAAGGGAGAGCUCUUGA
This is a messenger RNA of Aspergillus pseudotamarii, 1287 nucleotides long. RefSeq names its product pisatin demethylase. The transcript has 7 exons. NCBI's taxonomy places the organism in Eukaryota, Fungi, Ascomycota, Eurotiomycetes, Eurotiales, Aspergillaceae. Gene Ontology annotation, molecular function: monooxygenase activity; heme binding; iron ion binding. The coding region runs from base 1 to 1287 and encodes 428 amino acids. The record is from RefSeq and is a predicted model, not a curated record.